AUGGUGAAAGAAGCUAGAAACGCUGCAAAAGAGCAGCGUAAGAAACUGUUUGAGAUGGAACAUAUUGUUUAUGAAGAAGAUAUUAUUCCUGAAGGUGCAAAACGUCAAAUUAAUUAUCAGAUUCUCAAGAAUAAAGGACUCACACCUCAUCGUAAAAAAGAGCAGCGAAAUCCACGCGUUAAACAUAGAAAUAAGUAUGAGAAAGCAAGAAAGAAAAUCAAAAGUAUUAAACGUGUAAUUUCACAGCAAGAGGGAUCUUAUGGUGGCGAAAAAACCGGUAUCAAGACUGGUAACAAUUCGCCGCAAUUUCUUAUGACAAUGAGAAAUAUAAUAAUUCUUUGA
Molecule: messenger RNA, 342 nt
Organism: Racocetra fulgida
Lineage: Eukaryota; Fungi; Glomeromycota; Glomeromycetes; Diversisporales; Gigasporaceae
Source: the annotation of a GenBank genome assembly